AUGGCAAAAAGUCACCAUCCUGUGGAUUUGGGUCUGCAACAAUUGCCGGCAUUUCUAGUGUCGCACAACCCACAAAUUGUACUCCAAAGUGGUGGAUCUGCCUCGUCACCCCAUUUACCCCAGCGUGCAGUUGUGCGCGUACGCAACCUACUUCGAGGAGGAGCAUAUCGCGACAGACGUCUAGCUGGGGCCGUUGUAUCCGUUAUUUCACUUGUGGUGGUUUUAGCUUUGUUGGCUGUAUGCCGGACCGUUCAGAAGAAACUGGAAUUCGGAGCAGCACCAGGCCGAAAUCUGUCGGAUGCGGAUGAUGAUCAGGAGCGCUCCAACAUUCUAGAGGAAUGCCUGGAUUUUGAGGAAGAGCAUGGCCUUGGGAAGGCCUCUCACAAAACGGUUGAGGAUGCUAACAAAGGAACGGAGAGGCUGGUUGCCAUGAUGUAUGAGUCUGCAGCAGAUUUUGAACGGAAGCGGGCCCUUACUUCAGCGGGAUUGCAAGGCGAAGAACUGUUGCGUCCGGCUAAGGUUGCUAGGCUUAAUGAGCCAUCGUCAUCCACCUAUCACCAGCUGACGCCUGUUGAAGUAUUUGAGUCGGACAUCAGUGGAGUGGCAUUAGGCCAACCGGCUGACCCUUUAGAUGCAGAUGCGUGGGAGACGACUUAUCCGGAGUUCGGGUUUGACGAAGGCAAGCAGCAGCAACACUUGCCGAAGCCGACUGGAGUGUCAUGGUUCAAACAGGGCGCACCACCAUUUCCCGUAAGUUGGCCAUCUACCUAUGAAGCAAAGGCUAGCGGUAGUCAUUCGGCUUCCGUGUCUAUUGGCAAUGAACGCAGCGCUGACGCUUUGGUUCCUGACUCCUGGCUCCACGACUUUGUGGGGAGCAAGGCUGCCCACAGCAGCAGACGACGGGCAGCCGGCACGGUAUGGCCAAGCCCAGCGGUGGAGGCAACUUUGGCCGCCCCCACAACUGCAGGUUCUAUGCGGGCUUCUGAUGAGCAUGGAGGUGGAAUAGUUAAAACCCCACGUACCAAGGCCCGCCGGAAGCGUGCAAAAUUGUCCACACAGGUGAAUGCAGUAGAACAGCAUGGACGCCUGCAAGAGGCCUCUGAUGUGACGUCGGGUGGUAUUGGGAGGUCAGUUUCAGAUGAGGAUGGCCUGGCUGCCGCCCGCGUACCCUGUAUUCGUGGGGACAUUCGUCUGCAUCCUUUUGUGCGGUUACCUGCGGUAAAUCCAAAACAUAUCCGCAGAAGCUUUCGGGAGAGGUUUGCGCUAUUACCCCGCUUGGGGAAGUCUAUUCCUAUUAUGGAGUCGUACACGACAAUGCGGAGUUUGUUUGCCAAGGAGUUGCUGACGGCUAUCGAUGUGGAGAUACUCAUGACCGAAGCGGAAAUACUGGCGAACUACGCAACAAGCAAACUGUCAGCGACACCAAAGAGGCGCACAGCACACUACCUUGUUGUGAAGCUA
Molecule: messenger RNA, 1461 nt
Organism: Eimeria maxima
Lineage: Eukaryota; Apicomplexa; Conoidasida; Eucoccidiorida; Eimeriidae
Exons: 1
Source: RefSeq, a predicted model, not a curated record